CUCGCCAGCAGCAGCUGCAGUGUUUGCGUGGAGGGCUGCGGUGGCGAUGCUUGGGGAGGGGAACGGGAGGCUGCGCUGUAUCCCCAUCAGGGUUCUCUAUUUGGGGAUAGGGAGAAGAGACCCAGGCCCCUCUCGCCAUCUCUGGACGUCGCCACUGCCCUCUAAGCCUAUCGAAGCAGCAGCUCGAGUGUGACGUUUCCUUUUCAUCCAGCCACCAUUCCCCGGGCUCAUCACACCCCUGCUGCGGAUUUAAAUAGCUAUUUUGGGGCCCAACGGGAGUGCCGACCAGUACCCUGGAUCGCGUGCUUCCCAGCCAGUUAGCACCCGGCGACCCGACGAUGGCCAAGGUCCCGGCAGGAGCGCCAGCGCAGCGUCUCGGGCACCAACAGAGAGCCGCAGCGGCGGCUUCGCGGAAACGCAGCCGGGGGCGGGGCCUCACGAGAAGCCCACAGCGCACGCGCCGCGCGGCGCCUCGGGGGCGGUGCCGGCGCGCGCGGGAAGCGCCUGCGGGGUGGCUGGCCAGCCUGCCUGUUCGCCUCCGCCGCUCAUCAUGGCCUUUUCGGUUCCCGGCUACUCGCCCAGUUUCAAAAAGCCGCCUGAGACUUUACGGCUCCGACGGAAGAGGGCCCGGGGCCUUGGGGCCGCCCUCCCGACCCGGGAGCGGCCCGAGCCGGCGCCCCGCCGCGCUGCCCUGGCGGCCGGGCUGUCACUCCGCCCCUUCCCGGCGGCGGCAGGCAGUGGCGGCGGUGGCCCGGCCACAGCCGGGAGGAACCCCUUCGCCUGCCUAGACAACCGGCCGCGGGGGGCCGCGGAGUCCCCCGACGGGCCGCCCCGGGGCCCGCAGGAGGCGCCGAGCCGGUUUUUAGAUUCUAAUCAAGAAAACGAUUUGCUAUGGGAAGAGAAGUUUCCUGAAAGAACAGCCGUUAAUGAAUUACUCCAGACUUCACACGUAUCAUUCUCCGAAUCUGAUAUCCCAUCCUCAGAAAGUACUGAGUUACCUGUGGACUGGAGUAUUAAAACUCGACUCCUUUUCACCUCUUCUCAACCCUUUACCUGGGCAGAUCAUUUGAAAGCACAGGAAGAGGCUCAAGGUGUCAUCCAGCAUUGUAGGGCAACAGAAGUUACUUUGCCUCGAAGUAUACAGGAUCCCAAACUCUCCACUGAGCUUCGUGGUGCCUUCCAACAGAGCCUUAUCUAUUGGCUCCACCCUGCCUUUCCUUGGCUGUCAAUGUUCCCUCGUAUUGGAGCUGAUAGAAAAAUGGCUGGAAAGACAAAUCCUUGGUCGAAUGAUGAAACCCUGCAACACAUUUUAAUGAGUGACUGGUCUGUGAGCUUCACUUCACUAUAUAAUCUGCUGAAGACAAAACUUUGCCCCUAUUUCUACGUUUGUACCUAUCAGUUUACUGUCCUGUUCCGUGCCGCAGGAUUAGCAGGAAAUGAUGUAAUCACAGCUCUCAUAUCUCCUACAACUAGAGGUAUAAGAGAAGCUAUGAAAAAUGAAGGUAUUGAAUUUUCUCUGCCUUUGAUAAAAGAAAAUGGCCAUGAGAAGAAAGUAUCUGGAACAAGCUUGGGACAUGGAGAGGAGCAAGCAAUCAGUGAUGAGGAUGAAGAAGAAAGUUUUUCCUGGCUGGAAGAGAUGGGUGUGCAAGAUAAAAUUAAAAAACCAGACAUACUGUCUAUCAAGCUGCGUAAAGAGAAACAUGAAGUACAAAUGGAUCACAGACCGGAGUCUGUUGUGCUGGUGAAGGGAACGAAUACCUUUACAUUGCUGAAUUUUUUGAUCAACUGUAAGAGUUUAGUUGCUACUUCAGGUCCACAGGCAGGACUUCCACCAACCCUCCUAUCCCCGAUAGCUUUCCGAGGUGCCACAAUGCAAAUGCUUAAGGCACGAAGUAUAAAUGUGAAGGCACAAGCUCUUUCUGAAUACAGAGAUCAAUUUAGUUUGGAGAUUACAGGGCCUAUCAUGCCUCAUUGUCUACAUUCUAUGACCAUGCUACUCAGAUCUUCACAGAAAGGGUCCUUUUCUGCAGGGCUGUAUACCCAUGAGCCAACUGUUAUAUUUAAUAUCUGCCCACCAAUGGAUAAAGUACUGGAUAAGGAGACGGUUCAUGAGGAGCUUGCUAAUUGUGGGUUGCACCCUAAGACUCUGGACCAACUCAGUCAAACACCAAUACUGGGAAAAUCAUCUUUACGGAAUGUGGAAAUGAGUGACUACAUUUAUAAUUGGAGAUCCUGAACACCAAAGUAAGCCUAAAAGGAAUCUUUGAGGAAAAAAGCCUUCUAGCAAAGAAAUUCAAGAUGCUUAUACCUUUGGCUUUAAAAUUCAUUUUGGAAGUUAAAGUAGAGCUUUAAUAUUCAAAUGUUUAUAAACAUUUUUUUACAUUGUUUAUUAAUUACAUGCACUAAGGAGGUUUUAAAUCAACAUUUGUUUUUACUAUUUUGAUGAGAUAUUCAAAUAUGAAAACUCAGACUUUUUAAACCUCAAGUAACUUAAUGAGAAUUCCAGAUCCUUAAAACCUAAUUAUAAACUGAAUAGAAAAUUGAAUCAAUGUCAGUGUUUUCCUUGCAAAUGGGAAAUUGAAGCUAACUUACUAUCAAUUAACUCAUGGCAGUGUGACCAAAAGCAUCAGGGCAAAACUAUUUAAUUAUCUAGGAUUAUUGGCAGGUUCUAUAGUUUAUAAAGGUAGAAAACAUGUAGGUAGACAGUAUCUGCUGAGCUAAUUGUUGAUGCUUUUACAUUAGUUGCAUUGCUAAUGAUUUAAAAUUCCUCUACUCAAAUAUUUUAAAGCAUGUUCACUCAGGUAAGGGUUUUUGUAUUUCAUAUAGCGUUAAAUGUUGUGAAGUAUGCUCAGCUAUCAGAGCAAAGUAGUAUUUAAUGUGCUUUUAGGUAGUGUGUGUAUAAUUCAAAUUUUCUUGAAUAGAAGUGCUUGGACAUUAAAAGCAUCAGGGCAAAGAAAUAAUAGUAUUUAGUGGAAAAGUAUAUGUGUUCACUUUAUAAUCAACAAAACAAAACACGACAUUUAUUCCAGAGAAGUUUAUAUUUGGGCCUUAAGCUUUUGAAAAUAAAGUUGAGACAUAGCAUAUGAAUACCACUGUAAUACACAUGAAAUAUUCUAUCAGACCCUAAAAAUUAACAUAAACUUAAACUUUCUCAUAGUCAACAAAAAAUAGUGGCCGGGUGCCGAUUUUAUUAGAUAAGUUGGUUACAGCGUUUUAAUUAUCAUUUUACGUCUAUCUAGGUGUAGCUGAAAUUCAAAAUGCACAU
This is a messenger RNA of Hipposideros armiger (great roundleaf bat), 3265 nucleotides long. It is a transcript of the gene DONSON, whose product is annotated as DNA replication fork stabilization factor DONSON. Bases 551 to 2236 code for a protein of 561 amino acids. The transcript is spliced from 10 exons. Gene Ontology annotation, biological process: nuclear DNA replication. The record is from RefSeq and is a predicted model, not a curated record. Lineage: Eukaryota; Metazoa; Chordata; Mammalia; Chiroptera; Hipposideridae. Gene Ontology annotation, cellular component: nucleus.